This is a messenger RNA of Nycticebus coucang (slow loris), 6284 nucleotides long. RefSeq lists its product as uncharacterized. Bases 1 to 798 code for a protein of 265 amino acids. NCBI's taxonomy places the organism in Eukaryota, Metazoa, Chordata, Mammalia, Primates, Lorisidae. The transcript has 4 exons. The record is from RefSeq and is a predicted model, not a curated record.
AUGGUCGGGGAGUGCAGCCGAGGGGCCUCGGCCAGGGCCGCGUGCCUGGGAUGCUUGUCCGGGUAUAUAAGAGCUGCCAAGGUGAAGCCACUUCUGAUCCGAGGGGGCCCCACCCGCCUGGCCCUCGGGUCAGCCCUUGCCCUCCCCUGCCCCGCCCGUGUCUCCCGCGCUGUCUACCUUGUGCUGACCCAGAGGGGCGCGCGGGAGCUUCCCGCAGAGGCCCAAGCACAAGGUGUGCAGGGCCCUCUGCUCAACUCUGCACCAGCGCCUCCCCCCUUCCUUUCCCCCCUCUUCCCCCUCUCUCUCAAGAUCUCCCUCCUGCUAAGUCUGCGCUGCUGCAGGAGGCCUGGGGGAAGGGCCGGGGUGUGGAGAGGGGGUGCCUGGUGUCCUUCUUUCUCUCCUGGCCCCCCCCCAAGUGCGGACGCAUCGGGAGCUCCGGCCUGCCCCCACCCCUGCAUUAGCGAUUGGCUCCGGGAGGAGGUGGCUGCCGCUGCCGCUGCCGCUGCUGCAGCAUCUCCCGGGGAGCCGCGACCCUGCGCCCGCCGCCACUGCCGCCGCCGCUGUCACCAGCCCGGCUUGAGGGACUCCAGCGCCCGGCUCCGCGAGCAGUGCCUGAAAACCUGUGCCUGGAGCCCAGCGGCUGGGGUCAGCCUGCCUCUCCAAGUAGCCACGUCCCCUUGCUCUUUUGAAAUGAUCUCGACGGGAAGGACACCUCCAGGAGCCCUGCAGGAACUUGUGCCCACAUUGUGCAGCCUGUCUCAUGCUGACACCCUCCAAUGGCAAUGGCACAGCCCCUGAAGUCCCACCGUCGCAGGGGGACCACCACAGGGGGACGGCCCCAGAGCACUGCAGAUAUCUCCGGACAGGAGGGGGAGCCCAGGACAAAAGUGGCCCCAGGGCCCAGGCCAGGCUCUGUCCCCAGUCAGUUGAGUGCCCAAGGGUCCCCUGCUCUCAGCCUCGGCUCUGUCCUGAAUUAGAUUGCGUCAGCCUGAGCCCACCUCCCAUGUUCACACAUGCCCUGGAUGCUCACUCAAGAUUACUGUGUGGGGUGCUGCUGGGCCUGGGCAAGAACCCUGCAUAGGCCCAAGGCAGGGCCAGGUCCUGCCUGACCACCAGUGCAGCCCUGUGUCCGAACCACCCUGGGCGAUGGGUCGGAGGAUGCAGGUAAGUGACAACAUCCUGAAAGGAGCCCACCUGGUGCCCAGCAGGUGGAUGAUCAGCAGAAGUCUCUUCGAAGGGAUGGGUUUGCUUUAGACAACGUGUCUCUUCACGCUGAACAGCCACAGGCAACAGAAACGUGCAGCCAGCUGGGACCAGUCGCACUGUGGACGGACACUGGAGUGUGAAUGCUUAUAGUUUUCAUGGGCCACAAAGUAAUCUUUUGAUUUUUCUCCAUCAUUAGAGAUAUAGAUGCUGUUCUUGAGUAUAAAGAACUAAAGUAUAAAGUAAGCUGUGGUUCAUGUCAGGACCUAGUGGGGCUACGCUGGGAGCCACAUGCCCUUUCUUUCCCAACCCCGGUUCUUUAGCGCCACAGUCCCUGGUCACAGCGACCCCUGGCAGUGUGCACAUGUGGGCCUGGUUGUCAGAGAGGGUACAGAGCUCCCGGGGCGUUCCAGAAUAUAGGGCUGUCUGUCCACCGCCUGCAUCUUUUUUGAGGGAAUGAGCGGUCGUUGGAGGCCCUCGGACCUGCUGUCUGUGGCAUCUGCACUUGGUCCCCAGACUGUUGUGUGUGUAGCUGCCUGUGGAGACUCCAAGCAUCUUGCCUUAGGGCUCCAGGAAAUAAUCCAGGCAGGAGAAGGGCCCAGGCUGGGAAGUGGCUUUGUGUUCCCUGGACUCAGGGCUCGUCUUUUUAUCUUAUGGGGGUGGUGGUGAGAACAUGGUCCAGCUGAUCAGUGACCGAGGCUCAGUGACCAAGGACAGCGCCUAAGCAGUCAGGGCCUGUGGCUGGCACCUGUCCCCACCAGGUCUGGGGUCCUGUGUCAGGAUAAGAAAGAGCUUUCUAGAUAUGCAGGUUAGAAAUGCAGGUUCCAGACCCCACAGCCCCGGAGUCAGACCCCCCAGGGCAAGGGCCGGGUGCCUGGAUUUUUGCUGAGGGUGUGAGUGAGACUUGGCAGUGUGCUGACCUGGCCCCUGUGCCUCACUUGGGCCCCACCGGCCAGGCAUCCUCAGCCACCUCUGGUCUGUAGUACCCAGAACCUGGACAACUGUGUGCAGGACAUGCUGUCCUCGGAGCCCCCUGCACACUGGCCACGGGACCCAGAGUCUCCCCAGCAGCAGGACUGAGCAGGCUGCUGUGCCCUCUGGCUUGAGGCAUGAGAUGGUGACGUCCUGCGUCUGUCAGCUUCUUCUCACUUACUAGUUGGGACAUUUUUUAUGGAUACUCUUCCCUCAGCUAUGAUUUUUCUCCAGGGGAAGCAGGAUAAAGGCGCGAAUCUUCUCCCACAGCCACCACCUUUCAGAAAAAUGGAUUUGUUCCCUGAAACACCCCCUUUCGGAGUCUGACUCCUGUCAUCCAGCAUCACUGUGGACUCACGUGCUCUUUCCUGGCUGGGACUCAGAGGGUGUUGACGAGAAUAAAAGGACUCCCGAUGUGCAGGGAGCUGUUAGGGAGGAAUGAGAGGCCAGGAGGCAGGGGAUCUGUGUGGAAGCGUUGUGCUGCCUGAGGGUCACAGGCAGAGGCACCAAGAUGGCAAGGGAGGGGAGGGCGGCAGGUACCAGGAGAGCCCCAUAGCUUGGUGGAGGGUCUGCUGCUAGAUCUUUAGGGUGCCUGCAUUAGUUUCAGUGCAGCUGUGUUAGUGCCAGCAGAUGUGCAGGUGUGGCUGUGGCAAAGUCGGGAGAAAUGAAUUUCCUGGACAGAGGAAAUGGGCUGAUCCCUCCCAGCUGCGUGGAGGGUCUGAUCUGCAAGAUGUACUCUGGGGGAAAACCCUCCAGAGAAGCAGACGGCUCCUGCUGCCCUGCCGGUCUCCUCUCCACCAUGCAGAGGAGCAAACAGCACUCAUUUAGGAGGAGAAGGGGAGGAGGUGGCAGCAGGGAGGACCAGACCAACAGGCUUCUUAGGAGGAUGAACCGAGGUGUCCACCCUGGUUAUUUUAGUUAUCUGGUCAGUUAAUGAACAACACUAACCCCAUGGAGUAGACUCGUCUUAAGUAGAAUUUUAUAAUUGGAACCCCGUGUCUUUCUCACAAGCGCAGCUGUGGGUACCCGUAGUUUUGUUUCUCUCGCUGCUGAGAUGUGUGUUUCUGUGUGAUGGUGCCAUUUGCCCGUGGUAGGCUGGCCGGCAUAGACCACCUUCUCUCCACGCAGGGGUGGGGGGACGUUGGGCUGCUUUACUGUGCUCUCACCUUACGUUACUUCUAAAAAUAAGAAUAGAAACACUUGAAUACUGACAUUAGCAGCAAGAAAAGGUUUUGUAAACCUAAUGCAGCUGAGACAAAGAUGAAUAUAGUUAGAAACCCUGAGGGCGGAUGCGGUGCUGCAAAGCUCGGGCUGAGGAGCUCCGCAUCACAGCGCAGGGUGGGGGCCUUCCAGCAGCUGUGAUGCAUCUGUGCUCCCUGGGAGCAGAGAGCAAGUGAGGCAGGAGCCUGCGGCUCAACUUCUGCACAGCAGAUGUUGGUGCGUUUUGGGGGACUACGUGGUGCCUGCAGCGGGAGAGGCCUGAAAGACACAGAACUUCCCACAGAGACUGAGCCUGGGGGCCGAGUGUCUCCUGUGACGUGGAACAAGCAGGUGGCUGCACAGUGAACUUUCCUAAGAGGGUGGGCAGGAGCCCUGCAGAGCUGGACCUGGGGGGUGUGCUGUUACCCCACUUAGGAGUUCAUCCAGAGAUGACUGGGGGCUCGAGCUCCAGUGCAAAAUCUGAGUGAAAAGCGAAACAACAACAAAUAAGAUUUCAUAAAAAACGUUUUCCUGGCAAAUCACAGCAUUUCCAACCCGUGCAAAGCUGGACCACAGUCCUCAGCUCUCCCCGCUGGAAAUGGGCUCGGAGGGCAGGGACGGGACAAGAACACAUCAGACAUGGGAAUUUCUGGACAAGGAGGUGUCUUUCAGCACCAACAAGUGGGCGCGAUUGUGAAUUAAAUCAUUUGCAUCUUUUAGAUGCAAGACUGAUGUCUCUGCAGGCGGCGCUCUGUCCAUGAAGCGAUGAAGCGUGUAAAUUCGCUAAUCCCUUUUUUUCCAAGUGCCCCCAUCAUGCAUAAAAAUAUCAAACCAGUAGCCAAAUGCUCUUACGGAAUGAGCCUAAUUGCAGUUUUUGUAAAUUGCGUACUGUUGGGUUCUGGGUCUUUUCACACAUUCUUUUUUUAUUUUUUAUUUUUUUUUGUAGAGACAGAGUCUCACUUUAUGGCCCUCGGUAGAGUGCCGUGGCCUCACACAGCUCACAGCAACCUCCAACUCCUGGGCUUAAGCGAUUCUCUUGCCUCAGCCUCCCGAGUAGCUGGGACGACAGGCGCCCGCCACAACGCCCGGCUACUUUUUGGUUGCAGUUCAGCCAGGGCCGGGUUUGAACCCGCCACCCUCGGUAUAUGGGGCCGGUGCCUUACCGACUGAGCCACAGGCACCGCCCUUCACACACUCUUGUACACUCACUCACACUCUUGUAUACGUGGCAGCAUCCUAACCUGGCAGACCUGGAGCUGUGCCUGCCAGACCUGCAGUGCCCUUCAGGGGAGCGAAGAUGUGACUUGGGGACAGACAGUCUCAGCAACAGCUGCAAGGCCCAGUAGCCCCUUGGAGAGUUAUUUUAAUUCCUGGAACCAAGACUAAGAGGGGAUGGCCCCAGGGAGUACAUCUCAUAGUCUCAUUUGUUAUAUGGCACUGUGGGGAGUGCUGUCUGCUGUGAAUUAGCCAAAUUAGAGCCCAAGAGCCAGGAUGAGCUCAUGCUGGGGGAGUUGUGACCCUCCGUCUGCCCCCAAUCUCAUUAGCCACAGGGCAGGACCCUGUCCAUGUGGUCACAGCACAAGAGGGGAGAGCCCCAUGGGCAGACAGGGCUAGGGCAGCAGGGGUGGGGGCCACACUAGACUGGCCUCUCCACAGAACCCAGUCUAAGCGGGGAGAUCCCCCUAUUAUGCUAUGUGUCCUUGGUGGAGGCUUAGGUGUAAAGCUCCCCAGCCCAGUCCUGGUCUGGCACCUGUGAGGUGGAGCAACCCUGCUUACCUCAUGGGAGGGCCAAGCAGGACCUUGCUGUGAACACAUGCCACCCAGGUGAAGGCUGACCACUGGCCCCCAGCCUGAUGGGGAUCAUUAUGGGUAAGGGUCUGGGGGACCCUCCCUUGGGGUGCCUAGGAGUACUAUUCUCCCACCUUGGUCCCACCUGGCGAGGGGCCAUCACCUGUGCCCUCCCUUGUGAUUUGAUUGCCCCUAUCUACACCUCCUUCCAGAUGCCAGAACCUGCCAGAGCCCAUCUCCCAAAACCUUCAGACACCCCUGGGCAGGGCCUUCCCGUGCACGGCUCUGGCCUGACUACCCUCAAUGAAGGUCAUAUCUGCUCCUAAUCUGCCGUGGUUUCUAACCAAUCCUGUCUGCCAUAACAAUAGCACAACAAUAAAAGUAGCUGAUUCAUUUAUGCAUCACCUAUGUUUUCAUCCCCAAAUGGAAAGUCCUUCCCACUCUGUGCAAGGAGCUUAUGACUCGGGAAGAGACCAGACCAGGCUCCGAUAAAGGCCAGGGCCAAGAAGGCUGCCAACUUCUGUUUGAGGACUGGACGGUGGCUCGUGAAGGACCUGGGCCCUGCACUGACCUCCUGCACCUGUGGGAAACCUGCCCAGAGGGAGAGCCCACACUGGGCGGCGUGGAUGGGGUGUUUUAUUGACCAGGGUGGUGGGAACGUGGCAGUGGGGAGUGCCUCUUCAGGACCCUGCUGUUGGACAGCUCCCCACAACCAGCUCCACUCCUGUCUCUGGGCCAGCCCUGGGCUGGUGAUGGGCGAAUCUAGUGCCCUCCAGUGACCCUGCUGGGGCCAGGAGGGCCCCCUUCCCUAUGUCUCCAGGUCCCCAGGAACUGAGCCUCUGGCCAGAUCAGGGUAGAUCAGCUAAACCAGAGGAACCUGGCAGAUGAGGGCAAUGAACUCAUGAGUCUCAGCAAGUUAAUUAAAAUGUUUCUUGCUAAUGGUUCCUGGGCACAACUGGGAGUGAGGGUGUUAACUCAGAGGUUUCAUACAUUCGGGGAGUCCCUGUCUGAAAAUGGGUCUGCCAAGCUUCUAAUAUUCUCUCCACGGAAGGGAGGCCAACACAUGAAUUAUUAAUGCAGCGUCAUAUUAAUUGUAUCAAUAAAUCAAUAAUUAAUAAUGA